AUGCCAGCCUCUGUACACUCUCAAGACCAAGACCAGUCCAUGAUGGACACUGCUCCUCAGGAGCUAGAACAGCAACAGGACUAUGAACAGGAGGAAUUUGAGCUUGAGGAAAAGCGUAUUGUCGUGCUACCGGGUGCCACCGAGACUGCAGCUUCGUUCCAGUUCGAAGGCGAGGGCCAUACCCUGGGAAAUGCGUUACGUUAUGCCAUCAUGAAGAACCCCGAAGUUGAAUUUUGCGGAUACACGAUUCCGCAUCCCUCGGAAGCUAAGAUGAACUUGCGUAUCCAGACCUACGGUAUGUAUUUCUGCCACACAUUGGCACGGUUUGAUGGAGCUGACAGGAAUAUCGCAGAUUCCACAACUGCAGUUGAAGCCCUGGAGAAGGGCUUGGAGGCUUUGAUGGACCUCUGUGAUGUCGUCACAGACAAAUUCACAUCGGCGCGGGAUGCGUUCAAUGCCGCCCAGGCUGAUAAGAUGACCUCGUGA
Aspergillus fumigatus Af293 is the source of this 486-nucleotide messenger RNA. The record is from RefSeq and is a predicted model, not a curated record. NCBI's taxonomy places the organism in Eukaryota, Fungi, Ascomycota, Eurotiomycetes, Eurotiales, Aspergillaceae.